GGAAUCCACACAAACAACAAAUAACAAGAGAACCAUCAGUUACUCAUUUGCUGCGUACGCGUUCGGUUAUCAAUUAGUACAAAAAAAAUUUUUUUCGUGUUCCGUAAAUAAAUAUUUACAAAAGAAAAGAACAAAAAAUGCGAAAAUUAUUGACUUUUAUAGCAUUUUUUGCUUUCUCCUUUGAUUUUUUGAACGCAGGAAAUACGGGAAUUUUCUUCGAAGAAACAGAUUUAAUUCUUCCUCAGGGCACAGGGAAUUCUAAACGGAAGCCGAUUAGUAAGCCCGACAUUUGUGGCGACGAUGAAUUGUUGUAUCCCGGAGACUUGGAUGACGAUUGGGUUUGUGAUUGUCGUCCAGCGUUUGUCUAUCAUCCAGAUUACGAUCGAUGUUAUGCACUUCAUCGACAAGGUCCAUGCCAAAGCGGAGAGCAUUUAGUGCUGAAAAAUGGCACAAAAGUCCCGCAAUGCGAACGAAAUACGUGUCGUCGUGAUAACGAAGUCAAAUUUAAGGGAAGAUGUCAUACGUUGGGGAAACGAGGACCAUGCCAAAACAUCUUCACAGCGGAAGUCGUAGAAGUCAAUGAAACCACACUCGAGUUGGGUUGCGUUAAAACGCGAAUCUUUCCCGUCCAAUUAAACACGAGAUUUACUGACACCUUUGAGAUUAACGGAUGCAAAAAAGGCACCAAAAAGCUACAAAAAAUCUGCGAAAAACGAAAUGUUCAAUUUUGGCUCGCUCCCGAAAUGUGCGGCGAAAAUAAAUUACUUUACAAACUCCCGAACGAAGACGAGCGACAUUGUGAUUGUAAAACGGGAUUUAUUUACCAUAACGAGACAGAUUCUUGUUAUCAAGCGCAUCUUCAAGGUCCCUGCAGCAAAGGACAAGUAUUCGUACUGGAAAAUGACGUUGGAGUUUGCAAACCAUCCACAAGUUCAUGCAAGGGACCAAAAGAAGUGAAAUUUAAUAAAAAAUGUGUCGAAAUUGGAUCAACAGGUUCAUGUACUAAUGGAGCUAUAGUAGGCGUCAAUGCGGAAACCUAUGAAAUAGAUUGCGUUGCUCCGUUGGAGGAAUCAAAACCAGGCACAGUUCUCGAUAGUGUCAGCAAUUGUCCGAAAGGGAACAAGAGAAAUAUGGAAAAUAAGUGUUAGUUUGUGACUUUUAAAAUUUCUCGAAUUUUUUAAUAACAAUAAAAUAUUUUUUAAAAAAUAAUUU
Messenger RNA from Culicoides brevitarsis, 1212 nucleotides. RefSeq lists its product as uncharacterized. Bases 138 to 1148 code for a protein of 336 amino acids. NCBI's taxonomy places the organism in Eukaryota, Metazoa, Arthropoda, Insecta, Diptera, Ceratopogonidae. The transcript is spliced from 5 exons. The record is from RefSeq and is a predicted model, not a curated record.